AUGGGUUGGCCUUUGAUUGGCACUAUGUGGACUUUCCUCAGAGCUUUCAAGUCAUCUAAUCCUGAUUCCUUCACCAGUGACCUUGUAAAAAGAUAUGGUCCAACUGGGAUAUACAAAACAUUCAUGUUUGGAUCUCCAAGUGUAAUAGUGACUAAACCAGAAACAAUGAAAAGAGUUAUGACAGAUGAUGAUGCAUUUAUGCCCGGUUGGCCGAAAUCCACUGUGGAGCUUAUGGGGAAGAAAUCUUUCGUUUCAAUUUCUUACGAAGAACACAAGCGUCUUAGAAAGUUAACCGCAGCUCCGAUUAAUGGUUAUGAUGCUUUGUGUGUUUACUUGAAGUACAUAGAAGAAAUUGUGGUGAUCGAGUUGGAAAAAUGGUCCAAGAUGGGAAAAAUUGAGUUCUUGACUCGACUUCGAAAGCUCACUUUCAAAAUCAUAAUGCACAUUUUCCUUGGUGAAGAGAGUGAGCCCGUUAUGGAAGCGUUGGAGAACGAAUACACUGCGCUUAAUUAUGGAGUUCGAGCAAUGACAAUCAACAUCCCUGGAUUUGCUUACCACAAAGCUCUUACAAUAUUUGAUUUAGGUUACCUCAUUCCUAAGGGAUGGAAAGCUCUUGCCUGGUUUAGAAGUGUUCAUAUGGAUCCUGAAAUUUAUCCAAAUCCAAAGGAGUUUAAUCCUUCAAGAUGGGAGGGACACACACCCAAACCUUGUAGUUUCGUUCCUUUUGGUGCAGGAACCAUGCUGUGUCCGGGAAAUGAUCUUGCGAAGCUUGAAAUUGCAAUAUUUCUUCAUUACUUUGUCCCUGGCUAUGAAAUGGAGAGGCUUAACCCAAAAUCCCCUUUAAGGUAUCUCCCCCAUACAAGGCCUAUUGAUAACUGCUUGGCGAUUAUCAAGAAAUUGAACUAAUGAUUUCAUCUUUGUAAGGGAGAUGUUUAUAAAGAAGAAGUAUUUGAGGAGGGAAGAUGGGAGAAUUGCUUCUAAAUAAAAUGAUCAUGAGAUGUAAGAAUUAUAGUGGAAAGAUGUUGUGUUUGUAAUAAAAGUUAAAUGGUCUUUCAAAUUUAUCGUUUUAAUCCUUAAUUUGGAUUUGUUCAAA
Molecule: messenger RNA, 1093 nt
Organism: Carica papaya (papaya)
Lineage: Eukaryota; Viridiplantae; Streptophyta; Magnoliopsida; Brassicales; Caricaceae
Source: RefSeq, a predicted model, not a curated record